CGGCAGGGCCCGGGUGCGGCCCCGCACCCCCUCCCCUGUUGGAGGGGGCGGGCAGUCCGCGCUCAGCUCCGGUGGCGAGUGCGGCCGGUGGGGCGGCGGCAGGACCGGCACAAAGUUGACGGCGAUUCCCCUCGAAGGACGAGGCGGCUCGGGACGGCUCUAAUCCUCUGCUAAUCAUGGACCCAUAUUUUGCUGGUUUUAAGCACGUUCAGCAAGACUAUGAAGCCACUCUUGAACUUGAAAGUGAAGAGUCUCAAAAACCUAUCAAUGCACAAAAUUCUAGGACAGGGUCCUAUGGUGUCAGCAUUAGAGUCCAAGGAAUUGAUGGACAUCCUUACAUAGUACUAAACAAUACAGAAGGAUGUUUGUCAGAAAAUCCUCCUCCUGUAAAUGAAGAGCAGGUCAUUUCUCAGACUGUAAGCAAACCAGCCAUAGACUCCAAUGCUUCUUUUAAUUUGGAGAACAAAAACAGUGAACACACAAAGUUUCCUGGAAUGCAGCAUGUGCAACUCUGUAUGCUUGAAAGCCUAAAGAUAACCAAUCUGGAUGAAAAGGAAAGAGGAUUAUCAGAUUUUAAAGAUGGAACAAUGAAAUCCUCCAACUUGUUGAAUUUUCAAAGACAUCCUGAACUUCUGCAGCCUUAUGAUCCUGAAAAAAUUAACUUGAAUCAUCACCCAUCUUCUGAGUGCAGUAAAUCUAAAUCUUUUACAGGUGAAAAAAAUGAAGCAAAGCCUUGGAUUACCUCAUCUAAAGUAGUGUCCUUACAGAAAACAAAUACAUAUCUUGCAGAGUCAGCCAAAGCAAAUUCAAACUCAAGAAAGAUACAGAUGAACAGGCCAGUAGAAGACCAAAAUAAGCAGUAUUGUCCCAGUAGUAUGAUCAGCUCCAACAAAAUGUGUGUUUCAGAAUCAUUUUCAUCUGCAGGAGGAUCCCCAUGUAUCAGUCCCACUGCUUACCCAGAGACAAGAAAACCCAGACCAGAUGUGCUUCCCUUUCGCAGACAGGAUUCAGCUGGGGCAGUACUGGAUGGCUCACGAAGAUCAUCGUCCUCCUCAGCUACUCCCACAUCUGCAAAUUCCUUGUACAGAUUUUUACUGGAUGACCAAGAGUAUGCCAUCUAUGCAGACAAUGUUAAUCGGCAUGAAAACAGAAGAUAUAUCCCAUUUUUGCCUGGAACUGGUCGUGAUAUUGACACUGGUUCACUUCCAGGAGUAGAUCAGCUAAUUGAAAAGUUUGACAAGAAAGUUGAUCCUCACAGAAGAGGUAGGUCUGGGAAAAGGAAUAGAAUUCAUCCAGAUGAUCGUAAAAGAUCAAGAAGUGUUGAUAGUGCCUUGUCUUUAGGGCCUGAUGUAAAUACAGAUUAUUUAGGUGAAUUCAGUAAAACCUUGGGUAAGUCAACUGAGCGCUUGCUGAGACCAUCUAAAGUUUGCCUUCACAAGCAGUUAUCCAGAGAUCAAAAGCCACCUUCCAAAGAUAUGAAGAUUUCUGCUCGAAGUAUUGGAAAACUGCAGGUGCCUGAAAAAGACACUCAGAACAGCAAUUUCAGUUCUUUGCAGUAUCAUAAACAAAACGGAGCUGAUAAAGAGAACUUGCUGUUUAGGUCUUCAACGCUCCCAGGACAGAAUAAGAGAGAGGAAGUUAAAACAGUAACUUCUACUUUGUUGUUACCAAACCGAAUGACAAUUCCACCUGAUUCAGAAGCUAAGAAGAUUUCUGUAAAAACAUUUUCAUCUGUCCCAAGUAUACAGGCAACUCCUGAUCUCUUAAAAGGCCAGCAAGAUCUUGCACAGCAAACAAAUGAAGAGACUGCUAAACAAAUACUUUACAAUUACCUUAAGGAAGGAAGUGCUGAUAAUGACGAUGCAACAAAGAGGAAAGUCAACUUAGUUUUUGAGAAAAUUCAGACUUUGAAGUCAAGAGCUGCUGGAAAGACACAGGUUUCAGAUUCUUCUGCUGAAAUAAAAGCAUUGGUGGAACAAAAGGCAGAACUUGAAAGGAAAGUGGAAGAAUUGGAGAAAAAACUGGAUCUAGAAAUUAAGAAUCAGCAGAAUUCCAAAGAAGAGAGAGAGGCUACACAGGCAAGCCUGAAAGAUCUUCAGUUGCAGCUUGAUGAAACCAUACGUGAAAAAGAAGACUUAAAAAAGCAGCUGGAAGAAAAUGAGAAGGAACUCAGGGAAAAUCUAGAGGAGCUUUUUCAAGUGAAGAUGGAGCAGGAACAACACCAGACUGAGAUCAGAGAUCUUCAAGACCAGCUCUCUGAGAUGCACGAUGAACUGGAUACUGCAAAACACAUUGAUGAAGGGGAAAAAGAGGUUCUGCUUGAGGAGCUGAUGCAAAUGAAGCAGGAUCUGCAGGAAGUAUUAAUAGCAAAAGAUCAACAAGAAGAGAUUUUGAGGAAAAGAGAGAGAGAGCUUACAGCUUUAAAAGGAGCACUAAAGGAAGAAGUAUCUAGCCAUGACAUGGAGAUGGAUAAACUUAAGGAACAACACAGUAAAGAAUUGCUCAGUCUACAGGAGAGCCUGGAGAAAGCAACAGAGAGUGCUGCUGUCCUUGCCAGUGAAAGAAAUGCUGCACAAGAGGUGCGAAGUAGUAUAGAAAAUCAAGUCAGAGGGCUGAACGAGGAAAAUGAACAGUUGAAGAGAACAAUUGAUGAGUUAAAGAGUAAAAUUGAAGAGCUGCACAAAGAAAUUGAUAAUAUGAAAGGAAAAGAAAAUUCAGUGGAGGAAAAAGCAAAGAAAUAUGAGGAAGAGAAACAGCAAUUAGAAGAAGCUUUGAAACAUGCUGAAAAGGAAGUGAAAGAACUGGUAGUAUUAAAGAAGUCUUUGGAAAGCCAACUAGAAGAUAUGCAGGAGAACAUCCGUUGCAUCUCCCAGGAGCGGCAGCAGUUAACUCAGCAGUUAAAAGAUGAAAUUCACCAGAAGGAACAUUUAAAGCAGAUAAAGAAUGAGAUGGAGAAUGAACAAAGGGAACUGAACAAGACUGUUGAAAAGUUACAGGAGAAGAUGUCUGAAAUGGUAGAAAUCUCACAAACAUCAGCUCUGGAGCUCCAGAGCCAACUUGAUGAAUACAAGGAGAAACAUCGCAAGGAACUUGCAGAUCUGCAAAGGCAGCUAAGAGAGAAAAACCUUGAGGUAGAAAAAUCACGCCUGACAGCCAUGAGGAUGCAAGAUGAGAUGCGUCUCAUGGAAGAAAACUUGAGGGACCAUCAGAGAGCUCAGGAUGAAGCAAUAACAAAAACUCAGCUGCUAGAACAGACUGUAAAAGGCUUGGAGUAUGAACUGGAAGCCAAAAACCACUUAAAAGAUGAUCGGGCAAGACAAAUCAAAAUAAUGGAGGACAAGUUAUCUCACCUGGAACUUGAGCUUGAUGAAGAAAAGACUAAUUCAGAUUUGUUAUCUGAGAGGAUCAGUAGAUGCAGAGAACAGAUUGAGCAAAUGAGGACAGAGCUUCUUCAGGAAAGAGCUAUAAAACAAGAUUUGGAGUGUGACAAAAUUUCAUUGGAAAGACAGAACAAAGACCUGAAGAGUCGAAUCCUUCACUUGGAGGGUUCUUACCGAUCCAGUAAAGAGGGACUGGUUGCUCAGAUGGAAGCACGGAUAACCGAGCUAGAGGCACGACUGGAGAAUGAAGAGAGGGAUAGAGCUAAUUUCCAACUAAGUAACCGCAGGCUUGAAAGAAAAGUGAAAGAGUUAAUGUUGCAAGUAGAUGAUGAACAUCUCUCAUUGACUGAUCAGAAGGACCAGCUGAGUUUACGUUUGAAAGCAAUGAAACGUCAGGUUCAAGAAGCUGAAGAAGAAAUUGACAGACUGGAAAGUGCUAAAAAGAAACUCCAGAGAGAACUGGAAGAGCAACAAGACAUGAAUGAAGAAUUGCAAGGGAAACUUAAUGCUGCAAAGAAGGAAUUAAGACUGAAGAAGUCACCAAGUAAAGUGUUGGCUGAUUCUGAUGAUGAUGACGAUGAUGAUGAUUUCAGCACGGAUGGUGAUAGUUUCUGUGAAGCACCUGCAGGAAAUAAUUUUUCAAAAGACGAUGACACGAAAAUGUAAAUAAGUAUUGAAUCUGUGUUGAAUAACAUAAAUUAUCAAGAAACUGGAUAAUCUAGAAGCCAAAUGACAUAAAGGGAUUUAAGAGUUGGAAAUACAGCGUUUCCGUCCAUACUGUGCCAUUUUCUUUCUUAGAUUUCCACUGUUUAUUAUAUAAAAUCUGGUUGCGUUAUAAAAAAAGCUAUAAAACAUGGAUAUAUAUAUAUAGAUAUAUAUCUGCAACUAAA
This is a messenger RNA of Calypte anna (Anna's hummingbird), 4270 nucleotides long. It is a transcript of the gene CGNL1, whose product is annotated as cingulin like 1. Gene Ontology annotation, cellular component: myosin complex. NCBI's taxonomy places the organism in Eukaryota, Metazoa, Chordata, Aves, Apodiformes, Trochilidae. The record is from RefSeq and is a predicted model, not a curated record. The transcript is spliced from 19 exons. The coding region runs from base 177 to 4046 and encodes 1289 amino acids.